Molecule: messenger RNA, 1384 nt
Organism: Centruroides sculpturatus (bark scorpion)
Lineage: Eukaryota; Metazoa; Arthropoda; Arachnida; Scorpiones; Buthidae
Exons: 2
Coding region: 77-1315 (412 amino acids)
Biological process (GO): neurogenesis
Cellular component (GO): cytosol
Source: RefSeq, a predicted model, not a curated record
UAAUUUAACAAUAAAAUUAAUAUAUAAGUCAAAAUUGCAACCGAACAAAUUAGAACUUUGUUAUAAAUCGCGGAAAAUGCCAACUUCCACUACGGAAGAUGAUUAUGUGUUUCUCAAAAAUAUAGAGGGAGAUCAAGUACGUGUACCUUUGUAUACAUUCAGAAAUUCUUCAUACGUAUUUAUGAGAAAUUUUUUAAUCGAUCCUCUCCUAAAACCUUUUGUUAUAUAUUUACCAGCCUCAAGCCACGUAUUAUUAGCAUUAAAAAGCUUUUUAUCAUGGAAAGACAUGUCAUUUGCGUCGGUAGCAGUUGCGAUGGAAACGUAUCGGUUUAGCAAUGUCUACGAUAUGUUCGAUCUUAAGGAAGUUUGUACAAAUUACAUCAGGUCAAAAAUAAGUCUUCAAUAUGUAUGUUCAAUCCAUGAUUUUGCGUGUGAACAGAACGACAGACUUUUACAAUACGAAUGCUGGAUAUUUUUCGAUCGCCAUUCGGAUGAAAUAUUUCAUACUCAAGAUUUCUUGCAAUCCAAAGAAACAACAGUUAUGAGAUUCCUCUCGCGUCCUAUAUAUGAUUCAUUAAAUGAAGUAAGACUGUUUGAAGCCUCUUAUAGUUGGGUGAAAAAUAGAGUUACGAGAGAGUUUCCUGACUUAAAAAAUAGAGAAUUGGAAGAAAAAAUUCGUACAGAAAUGCGACCGUUUCUUUCGAAAAUUAGGUUUCGUGCCAUGACAAUAGAUGAGGCAGAGACUUAUGUUUUCACUAAACACGUCUUGACAGAAAUGGAAGUAAAUUCUAUUCGAAGUUGUCUCCAGAAUCACACUUUCUACAACUACCCAGAGUACUUUUGCCCAUAUAUAAACGCAAGAAAUAAAAAAAUGUAUGAUGCGUUGUUUACGUAUCAAAACCAGCUUAAUCUUCUCAAAGAAUUAGAAACCACAAUUAAAAUCGAUGUAAACACCCGGUUCAAAUGCGAAAUAUUUGUGAGAGAAGAUUGUUAUAUUACAAAUUUCACGCUUCCAAUAACAUUUGAUUAUCCAGAAAGAAAAAGAGUAAAACUAAUUGGCCAUUCGAUAUCACAGCAAAAUAACAUUUUUUCUACAACUUUGGACUGUAGCUCUCACGGAAACGUCAGUUUACCAGAACCGAUAUUUCUAACAAAGAAUUCAACUAGUUAUCUAGAACUCGAAUUUUUAUACCCUAAUAACGUACAUAUUACACAGCCUUUCAGUUAUUUCUACAUCACAAACAAUAGCGACAUUCAACCAGAAAACAUCGAACCUUUUAAUAAUUACUACCUUGAAGUUGUUCUUUACUUCUAAAAAUUGUAAACUGCAUUCACAAAAUUUUAACAAAAACGAAAAUUAAAAUAAAAUUUUAUUAAAUACUUU